UGAACCCAUCUGGAACACUUACCUCGUCUCUGGACAGAUUUUACACCUGAUCAGCCGCGGCGGAGGACGUUAUGCGUAAAAAGGCGCACCGUCGUGACGCAGCGCCACUGGUUUGGGUUUAGACUAAACGAGCUCGCAGCUGAUCAAGUGGGACCACGUUUUCCCGAAGAGGAUUUAUCCAAAUCAUGGGGAUUUUGUGGACGUUUGUAUUUUGCUUCUUUGCUUUAUCAGAUGCUGUGAUCGACUUGACCAUGAUCUUUACAGCCGACGUCAACCACGUCAAACACUUCUACAUUUCUUGUAUCAUUGGAGAACGCAGCCAGACCAACGUCCAUUUGGAUGUCAAGAGAGACAACAAAAUCCUCAUAUUUCCCAAACAGCCAAGUUUUAAAGUCCAUAGGCCUGUGAACAAGGUGGCCAUAGCCAGAGACUUUCGGGAAUUGGAUUUUAUUGGCGUCUUCUACUGUGAAUCCACUAAGGAGGGGGCCCCUCUUGAGACCAUCACAAUGAUCAACAACUUUGGCCGAGUUAAUUUUAUGCCAAGCCCCCUUACACUGACCGUUGACAAAGGAGAGACAGCAAACCUUAAAAUGAAACUUGUCAACUUCGAAAAGAGAGACGUGACCUGGAAGUACAAUGGAAACUACUAUUACAUGACUCACUGGAGUGAUUUGACUAAUCACACGGCUGUACUGACGGUGGAGAAUGCAGCUUUUGCCAAUCAAGGCAUCUACAGCGCCAGCUACGUGGGGGACAGCCCUCUUCACGGUGCCUGGAUGAGGCUGAUUGUAAGAGAUUGUCCGAGUAAGAAGUGGGGCCCAUACUGUGACAAGGAUUGCCCCGAUUGUCUUAAUGGUGGCGUUUGUCAUGAAAUGGAUGGAGAAUGUGUCUGCCCUCCAGGAUUCAUGGGAACGCGCUGCGAGACAGCCUGCAGAGAAGGAAUGUUUGGUCGAAACUGCCAGGAGUCAUGUGGCUCUGAGCCGAACAGCAACUGCACAGGCUUACGCUUCUGCCUACCAGACCCUUACGGCUGCUCGUGCGCCAGCGGUUGGUUUGGAAGCCGCUGUGAGAGAGCCUGCCACGGUGACAUGUAUGGACCAGACUGUAGGCUGAGCUGUGAAUGCCAGAAUGGAGGCGUGUGCAACCGUUUCAGUGGAUGCCAGUGUCCAGCAGGAUGGAGAGGACAGAGCUGCGAGAAGUCAGAUCGAGCUCCUCAGAUUUUGGACUUGGAUAGUAACCUAGAGUUGAAUCUGAACUCCAGCCCAAAGAUCCUCUGCUCAGCCACAGGGAACCCUCUGCCCGGUCAUGACAGCAUUGAGCUGCGAAGGCUCGACAGCACUGUGGUCAAGGCCUCUCAAACCAUCACAGACUCUAAUAAGAGCACUGCCAUGUUUGAGAUCUCUCGCCUGAGUGCUCAGCAGGGAGGAUUGUGGGAGUGCAGGGUGUCCACUAAUGGAGGCCAGGACUCCCGCAACUUCAACCUCACCAUUAAAGAGCCUCCAGUGCCCACCUCUGCCCCAAAACUGCUGGAAAAGAGGAGUAAGCAGCUGAUGGUGGUGCCGGUGGAGUCUUACAGAGGAGAUGGCCCCAUCAUCUCAACCAGACUCCUCUACAAGCCUGUGGAAAAUGGAGGCUCUUGGUCCUCCAUUAUAGUUUACAGUGACAAAGAGCCCAUCACUCUGAUGAACCUGGAGCCUUCAACACGCUACCAAGUGAAAGUCCAGCUGACUCGCCCCGGGGAGGGAGGAGAGGGGGUCUCGGGACCGGAGGCCAUCAUGGAAACCGACUGUCCCGAGCCCACAGUUCAACCUGAGAUUGACAUCAGCUCAGUGGAGGGCCGCAAUGCGACCGUGCGCUGGCGACUGCCCGCCAACAGCGGCGUCACUAGCAGCACAGCAAGUGGCUUUUUAGUGCAGCUCUUCGCGCCGCCGCCCUACAAUGAGAAACUGGUGGAGUUGAACACCCGGCUCAGUGUGCUCUCCACCAAGUUCCACAACCUGGAGUAUCAUCAAGAAUACAGCGUGGUGGUGCGCCUCAUCAACUGUGGCAGCCACGGGCCGCUCUCCAUACCCCACCACUUCCUCAUCAAAGGCCAGGGUCCUUCAUCCCCUCGCAACAUCCAGGCUGUGACCCUGUCUGUGUCGGCCAUCCAAGUGAAGUGGCUGCCCCCCGAGAAUCCAAAUGGAGGCAUCGUUAAAUACAUCAUAGAGUACCAGCCAGUUGGCCAGGGAAGCACUCACCCUUGGGUGGACACAGAUGAUGGAAACAAGACCACCAAAGAUGUGACGGGACUCAACAGCAGCACACUCUACCAGUUGAGAGUGAGGGCUUUCUCCAAAGUGCUGGGAGAGUGGAGCGAAUUUGUUCAAGCGAAGACACAAGGGGAUGGCCUUUUGGAUUUAACCACGACGGUGGGGGAGGAGGUCAGGAAGCCGCCUGGGGACAGUACCCAGCUGCUGGUGGCAGUGGUGGGCUCUGUGACCGUUACCUGUGUGACCAUACUGCUGGUGCUGCUGGCGGUUUUCUUCGUCAGGAAGACUAUGCUCAACCGUCGCCGCACGUUUACAUACCAGUCUGGAUCGGGUGAGGAAACAAUCCUGCAGUUCAACUCAGGAACUUUGACCCUCACACGAAGGCCCAAGCCCACGCUGGAACCACUCACCUAUCCAAUCCUUGAGUGGGAGGACAUCAAGUUUGAAGAUGUCAUCGGGGAGGGCAACUUUGGCCAGGUAAUCAAAGCCAUGAUCAAAAAGGACGGCAGCAAAAUGAGUGCAGCCAUCAAGAUGCUGAAGGAGUUUGCCUCAGAGAAUGACCACAGAGACUUUGCUGGAGAGCUGGAGGUGCUGUGCAAACUAGGCCAACAUCCCAACAUCAUCAACUUGAUCGGAGCCUGUGAGAACCGAGGCUACCUGUACAUAGCCAUCGAAUACGCGCCCUACGGUAACCUGCUUGACUUUCUGAGGAAGAGUCGGGUGCUGGAGACGGACCCUGCCUUUGCAAAAGAGCACGGCACGGCGUCCACCCUCACGUCCCAGCAGCUGCUGCAGUUCUCCGUGGAUGUGGCCAAUGGGAUGCAUUACCUCAGCGACAAACAGUUCAUCCACAGGGAUCUGGCAGCGAGGAACGUCCUCGUGGGAGACAGCCAUGUGGCAAAGAUAGCUGAUUUUGGUCUGUCGCGCGGAGAGGAAGUUUAUGUCAAGAAGACAAUGGGGAGGCUGCCCGUCCGCUGGAUGGCCAUCGAGUCCCUGAAUUACAGCGUGUAUACAACCAAGAGUGAUGUGUGGUCUUUUGGAGUUCUCCUCUGGGAAAUUGUAAGCUUGGGUGGCACGCCAUACUGUGGAAUGACGUGUGCAGAGCUUUAUGAAAAACUGCCACAAGGUUUCAGGAUGGAGAAACCCAAAAACUGUGAUGACGAAGUCUACGAGCUAAUGAAGCAGUGCUGGAGGGAUCGUCCUUAUGAAAGACCCCCCUUCACCCAAAUAUCAGUCCAGCUGAACAGGAUGCAGGAGGCCAGGAAGGCUUUAUCCGCGUUGCAGGCAUAUGUGAAUAUGGCUCUCUUUGAAAACUUCACCUACGCUGGGAUCGAUGCCACCGCCGAGGAGGCCUGACUACCAGCCCCCCCAGACCCUCGCAUACCACGUAGCUCCAAGAGGAAGUCGCGCGGGAGGUCGCCGCGCUACUGCCACCACCCUCGCAUCCAACACCCUCGCAUCCAACACCGGGACAGGAGGACCGGCCGCUCCACCGCAACCACCCAGCUAUAGAUGGAGGACUGUGAAAGGACACUGUACAGAGCUAUUGCAGGCGUUGGGAGGUCGAGGAACAUGGCUGGGCCAUCAGUGGAGACUUGUGACUUCUACCUACCUUUUUCGGAAAUGUGAACAGUCCCAGAAAGAAGAAAAAAAGGCAACAAUUGAACAUCUUGCGUUCAGAAAACGACCACCGUUGGACCUCCUUUUCCGGGGGUUUGAGAGGGACUUGCACAUGUGGAGCUAUGUGUUUUGCUGAAACACCACAGGGUCUGUGGGGUUACAAAGCUGGACCUUUUCAUCUCGUCAUGAAGAUAAGCUGUAAUGACAGCACGGAUCAAUUCUCAGACUGUUUGAGAGUGAAUUCAUAUCGACAAACUUUCACCUGUGUAGCACUUAAAAGCCACCCCAUUUGUGGCACUUGUGUGUGCGUGUGUACUGUAUGUGUGUGUGUGUAUGUUAUUUUUUUAUUAUGCGUUUAUAGCAUAUCACUGCCACGUGAAAGUAACUGCUACUGUACAGUAUGUAUCGUCGUGACACAUUUUUUAAGAAUCCAAAGCUGUAUCAAAGCCUCAUAUUCAACGUAGUCAGAGUUACAGACUGAUUUAAACUAGACUAAGCUGGUUAUUCAUAUUUUGUAGUUAAAGUUAUACCACAAAAGUAUUUAUGGGGGAAAUGAAUCCAGCAGUUUGACUCCAAAGUGGUGUCAUCGGCUCUUUAGCUGCAUGCUUUGGACACUCGGGUGAAGAGGAGCUGAGCUGUCAGCUGAUCUCCAGCUGGUGGACGCAUGAAGUUAAUGAUCCUUUCAGAAACAAGGCAGUUAGCCCAGUUUGCACGUUUCACAGCGUCUGGAGGGGAGAGGCCAUGUAAAACAACCCUUUCAUCCACAUUGUUUCAGGGGUGUUUUGAUGUUAAAACACUGUCAUGGUUGUACAUACCAUCAGUCUAACUUUACUUGUAUAGUACUCGUUGUACAACAUGUGCAACACCUACAGGAUUAAAACAGAAGCAGCAAGUUUAAAAACACACACACUCCCAUCAUCUACCACCAGGACUCUUAAGUAUUAAAAUAAACAUUUGGUUCUUGAUGCAAGCUUAAACCCUCAUAUUAACAACAGACAUAAUACACUGUGUCACUGUAUUUUAGAUUUACACAAAAAAAACCAAGCAUAAUGCAGUGUUGGAGUCCAAGAUAUGUUCCUCCUGCAACACAUUUUUAUUAAACACCUUUACUUAACAGGCAAUUUAAGAUAGUCCUGAUUUAUCUUCAGCUCUCCAAGUGCCUCCAUUUUUAUGUACUAGUUAUCUUGUCCUCAUACGUUCUCCUGCCUUCCUUCGUGUCUCCUUUUCAGCCCGUUGUUUGGUUUUUUUAAACACGAUUUGGGCUUUUGAAGGCUGCUCCCCGUAUCUAAACCAUCUUCAGGGUGUUGUGUAGAAGUGCCAGUAUUACCAGCAUUAAUCAUUUUAGGGAGCACAAGAUCAAAACCAAUGUGGAAAAAUGUUUCAAAACUCAGUGUUUCUAUUGAAAAAAGUUUAUUUUGCGAAAAAAGACACAACAUGACCUGAGCUGCUGCAACAGACUGCUACUAGAGCUCAGUAAAACUGUUUUACAUUUAUACUUUUUAUUUCUUAUUUUUUUGUACCAUUUUAACAGUACAACACAAACUUGCGGGUACUUCCACUACAUGAGGAAGAUGUCUUGAAUGUUUUAAAUCUUUCCCAUUCUUAACUCUUAAACAUUGGGAACUGUCUUUAAACCAAGAAGGUCAGCAAAAAUUAAUUGUGUAAGAUCAAUACCGUGUUUUUUUUCCAGGUUUGUUUUUGCUGUGCAAACACACCUGAAUGCUCGCUAACAUUUCAUGUUGAUACUGUCACCUGACUACAAUUACCUAAUUAAGUGCAUUUGAUAAGCAGCACCUAUUGGUGCUUUUUAACUUCUUCUGUAAUAAAAAAAAACAACGUUUUUUGGCAAAUAUUUAAUGAUGGGGUUAUAAAUUCCAGCGUGUUGUGGUUCACGUUGGGGCAUCCAGUGUAAAAAACAGGUCAAGGGAGAGACGUAGAUGAUUAUUAUUGAGACGUGGACAGGACGAAGUCAUUUUAUGUCAUACUAUGUCCUGAAUGUUGUUUUAGAUUUUAACUUUAUGUCUUAUGCAACAUGAAAGGUGCAGCCUGCACCCGUUUUGCUCUGCUCUCUGCAGAAAAGUGUCCUGAAAAGAGCGUGAAUUCAGAUGUCUGAUUGGCCCAUAACACAAACACAAAAGAAAUCUAUCAGUUCUGAGCAGCCAAGUCUGGCUGGUAUAACAACAUUAUGUACGCUACAAGAAUGUUAAUAAAUGUGCUCCUUGAAUAAAGGUUUUGAUGCUCUCUUUUUGUUGUUGACUUUGACAAAGACUGUGUGGUUCUGAGCUUGUGUCCUGCUCAGUAGUGAGGACACUCAGCUGCCGGGCGUCUCGGAGAGCUCAGGAACAGCGAUGGUUCCAGCUGCUCUAAGCUGAUCUGUCGGUGGGUUUCCUCCACAAACCAACUGCAGGCACAGAGCUGUCUGUCAAGCAUUGCUUUCAGGAUGCCAACUUCCUGAAAACUCUCUAACUAUGUGUAUCAAGGAAACAAGCGUGGGCUGAGAUGUAUUUUUAACCCAUGUCAUGUGGAGAUCUAUGUUUUGGAUAUGGAAGCGGUUAACAAGAGACCUUUAUAUGGCCUCAAGACUCUACGUAAAUUCCCAUAAGCGUGUUUGUGAUUCCAGGGUAAAAAUAAAACAUUUAUGCUG
This is a messenger RNA of Cololabis saira (Pacific saury), 6516 nucleotides long. RefSeq names its product tyrosine kinase with immunoglobulin-like and EGF-like domains 1 (gene tie1). The record is from RefSeq and is a predicted model, not a curated record. The transcript is spliced from 24 exons. Gene Ontology annotation, cellular component: signaling receptor complex. NCBI's taxonomy places the organism in Eukaryota, Metazoa, Chordata, Actinopteri, Beloniformes, Belonidae. The coding region runs from base 186 to 3608 and encodes 1140 amino acids. Gene Ontology annotation, biological process: protein phosphorylation; cell surface receptor protein tyrosine kinase signaling pathway; multicellular organism development. Gene Ontology annotation, molecular function: ATP binding; protein binding; transmembrane receptor protein tyrosine kinase activity.